Molecule: messenger RNA, 1361 nt
Organism: Tarenaya hassleriana
Lineage: Eukaryota; Viridiplantae; Streptophyta; Magnoliopsida; Brassicales; Cleomaceae
Product: fructose-bisphosphate aldolase 6, cytosolic-like
Exons: 3
Coding region: 82-1158 (358 amino acids)
Biological process (GO): fructose 1,6-bisphosphate metabolic process; glycolytic process
Cellular component (GO): cytosol
Molecular function (GO): fructose-bisphosphate aldolase activity
Source: RefSeq, a predicted model, not a curated record
AGUUUUUCAUCGGCUACUUCUCCUGCUUUUCAUCUUUCGUCUUUGAUAGUCUUUCUGUUCAUCGCUCUCGAUCCUUGAACCAUGUCGGCCUUCACAAGCAAGUACGCCGAUGAGCUGAUUGCUAACGCUGCCUACAUCGGUACCCCUGGAAAGGGUAUCCUUGCCGCUGAUGAGUCAACUGGUACAAUCGGCAAGCGUCUCGCUAGCAUCAACGUCGAGAACGUUGAGGACAAUCGACGAGCUCUCCGUGAACUCCUCUUCACCACUCCUGGUGCUCUCCAAUACCUCAGCGGUGUCAUCCUCUUCGAGGAAACCCUCUACCAGAAGGCUUCCACUGGCAAGCCUUUUGUUGACAUUUUGAAAGAGGGUGGAGUCCUCCCAGGUAUCAAGGUCGACAAGGGUACCGUCGAGCUCCCCGGCACAAACGGUGAGACCACCACCCAGGGUCUCGAUGGCCUCGGUGACCGAUGCAAGAAGUACUAUGAGGCUGGUGCCCGUUUCGCCAAGUGGCGUGCUGUCCUCAAGAUUGGCCCGAACGAGCCAUCCGAGCUAGCCAUCCACGAGAACGCGUACGGGUUAGCAAGAUACGCCGCCAUCUGCCAAGAGAACGGUCUCGUCCCCAUUGUCGAGCCCGAGAUCCUCGUCGAUGGACCCCACGACAUCCACAAAUGCGCUGCCGUCACCGAACGCGUCCUCGCGGCCUGCUACAAAGCCCUGAACGACCACCAUGUCUUGCUCGAAGGGACCCUUUUGAAACCCAACAUGGUCACACCUGGGUCUGAGAGUGCCAAGGUGGCACCCGAGGUCGCAGCUGAGCACACGGUCCGUGCCCUACAAAGAACCGUCCCAGCAGCUGUCCCAGCCAUUGUGUUUUUAUCUGGUGGACAGAGUGAGGAAGAGGCGACACUCAACCUGAAUGCCAUGAACCAGCUGAAGGGUAAGAAGCCAUGGUCACUGUCCUUCUCAUUCGGCCGUGCCCUUCAGCAGAGCACGCUCAAGGCUUGGGCCGGGAAAGACGAGAACGUGACAAAGGCGCAAGAAGCGUUCAUUGUGAGGUGUAAGGCUAACUCGGAAGCCACACUCGGAACCUACAGGGGUGAUGCCAAGCGUGGGGAAGGAGCUGAUGAGAGCCUCCACGUGAAGGACUACAAGUACUGAGUAUGGGAUCAUCAUCAUCAACAUGGGUGUGUUUUAUAUAAUCCUGGAUAUAUUUCUAGGGUUUUAGACAAACUUUCGUUUUGGGUUUUUUGUUUUGUUGUGUUUUUUUUUUCAUAUGGGGUUUUUUUAGGUUGAAUGUUUAAAAAGAGCCCACCAAAUAAAAAGUUUUAUGAAGAAGGGUGUGCCUUCUGAAAACAUGUUUA